AUGACUGAGGGAAAAAACACCGAGUCGAGGCAACCGGGGGACGGAACCCAGGAGAGUGGGACAAUACCGCCUACCGACACCGUCUCUUUUCCUCCUUUACCUUCCAGAGCGAGCUCUCCCUGCGAUGAAACGACACAAAAGGGCGCACCUUCGUCUCCGUCCGACUUGUAUGCGCCCUGUUCGACCCCGAACGCACCUCGACCUCAUACCCCGAGACUGAGAUCUGCUGCGGAAAACGCCGAGGACGGAGCUCUGGAGCAGACUGCGCAUGCGGCAGAACGGGCGAUUGGGAUUGAGGAGAGAGGCAAGCAGGCCUUUUCGCAGGUUGCAUAUGUCUCUUCUAGCCAGAAAACUUUCAUGAAGAGGAAAGGACGAACGUCCGAGGAGCUUCUACAGCGAUACCGCGACGACGCCUGCAAUUCGUUUCCCACUUACGGGACCUCGAAAGACGGAGUUCCCGUUCCGGAUCCAAUGAGUACGAAAAACAGACGUUUGUUGAACGGCGGCUUGACCGGUGGAAUCAACACUCUCCAAAGAGGCUCCGAUGUAUCUAGCAAAAGACAUAUCAACGAAUCCCCGAGAUUAGCCAAACGUCGAAAGACACAACCCGAAGCUGCGGCAACAGAAGCCUCAGCCCAAGCUGCCUUUACAACACAGAGUUUCGCUCCGAUACCGACGUCGUCGUCUCUCUCACCGCAAACGCCCACAUUGGUCGACUUGACGAACUCCCAGCAGCCAGCGGACGUGGAGGCAGCUAGCAACCGCAGCACGCAUUCCCUCAACUCGACUGCAAACGGCAACGAGUUCAAGAACGUGGAGAAGGCGCAUAAUGGUCUCAGUAAGAAAUCUGGAACUCGCCCUCGCCCUCGUCCCCGAAGACUGCAAGUCAGAGAAUCAAAGAAGCCUGAGGGCUAUGAUUGCGAUGUCGAGGACGAGAUCGGUCAAGACCAGCCAGUCUUAGAUAAGCGGGCUAGAAGGGAUUCCAGAGAGGGUCCCAGAAAAGCGGCUUGGCGUCGCCCCCAGAGACGUACUGCAGAGGAGAUAACCGAGGUCUCGGAGGACGACGAGCUUGCCAUUCAGACGGGACGCAGUCGUCGAGCACAAGACGACAUCUCAGACGGUGAUGGAACGUCACUGAAUGGAGCCACUGCAAACCGCACGCGAGGAGAUAUGACCAAAGUGAAUUUUGGACAGUCAACGGCCAACCCCAAAGACGCUGUCCUCCAAUCUGAACAGUCGCAGCCGGUCAUUCCCAAAGACUUUGUCCUCACAGUCAUGCGUGCCGUAUCGGGAAAGGACACUUUCGAGGCUAAGAAGCCAGAGGAUUGUAUUCUUCUGAAGAUUGGCCAGGACUCUAGGAGUCUGAUCGCAUUCGACCCUGCGGGCGAGCGCUUUUCGAAGAGUGGAUGGCUGGAUGUCAAGUUGAUGUUCUGCACGAAAAUAUAUUUUAGCACAACGGGUGCCCAAUUUGCGGUGGUCUGGAGGUCCUCUACUGCCCAAAUUGGAGGUUUGCUGGUCCUGGAAUUUGCUGGCCCCGGAGACGCCCACACUCUUGGAUUGUGGGCUGAGACCAAGGUCAACAGCUUUCCUACGCAGAGGACCGAUUGUUCCUCCAAGGACAGCCAAUAUCUCCAGAAGAUUUACGACAAGCAAAAGGCGGCUGCGGACAAGUGGGAAGACAGAAAAGACUCGCAGCCAGACGACAUCAAGCUUCUGGAACACAAAGAGGCGAGCAAGACCAAGGCCGACGCAACGUCGGUGCCGUGGAGUCAGUCAAAACCAAGUCCCGUGAGGAACCCACUACUUCGCGGCAAUAUGAGGGCUGAAGAUCCAUCGCAUUCGUCAAACCCCGAGUCAAAAACAUCUGCCUACUUCGCUCCCACCCACUAUAAUAGCGCGACUGAGCCUCAACAGACCAAGGACUUACGGCCCAGAGAGGCAAGAAAUACCGCCUCCAAGCGGGUUCAUGAGUCUCCUCUUAGUAUUUUCAAACGCAAAUCCCCAAGCCCCGUUACGUGGAUUCAGCAAAACCCUGAUUGGGACAAGAUAUGGAAUGAGAAACCGCUCAUUUUCCCUGCUACAGGCAAGAACAGGUCAUCAGUCUAUCGUGAUGACAUUUCGCGGCUCGAAGAGGGAGAAUAUCUGAACGAUAAUCUCAUCGGCUUCUACCUACGCUAUCUUCAGGUUCACCUGGAAAAGGAGAAGAAAUCAAUAUCCGAGCGGAUUUACAUCAUGAACACCUACUUCUACCCGAAGCUGACCGACGUCAAGGCAGGUCGAGGGAUCAACUACGAAGGCGUCAAAUCUUGGACUGCAAAGGUUGACCUCUUCUCCUACGAUUACAUCGUGGUUCCCGUCAAUGAGAGUGCUCACUGGUACCUGGCAAUCGUCUGCAACCCAUCCAAGCUGCUCAAGACGAAUGAUGGUGAACCCAAGAUCCAGAACGUCAAGCCUUUGGAUGAGACAAAAGAAGAGCCGAAGGAGAACGCACAGGAGAAGCUCGGAGCAAUCUCUUCGGAAGAAGAAGGGAUGGUAUCUACUGUUGGCGAGCAAGUCGAGCAGAUGAGUCUGGAAGAGAGCAAGCCUAUCGAAGAAGAGAAAAAAGAAGAGCCAAGGCCUGGGAAGAAAGAAAAGGGACAGCCUGCGAAGCAACGCCAAUCACGCAAAAGCACAGGAAUCGCGGGUCGGAAGCAGGAUCCCACAGAAGCCAGAGUCAUCACUCUCGACUCUCUAGGCGUCGGGCACUCCCCUACCUGCGGCAACUUGAAGGCUUACCUCGUCCGAGAGGCCAAGGAUAAGCGCAGCAUGGAAGUCGAACCACCCGGUACAUUUGGAUUAACAGCAAAGAACAUUCCCGAGCAGGAAGAUCACGCAAGUUGUGGUGCGUUUCUUCUGGGCUACAUGCGUGAGUUCCUGAAGGAUCCUGACGGCGUAGUCACCAAGCUGGUUCGUAAGGAGCGCCUAGAAUGGGAUAUCACGUCUCCUGCGAUGCGAAGCGAACUACGCACUAUCAUCAUCGAACAGAGGAAAAUGCAGAACGCCACCUUGGCAGCAGAGAGGAUAGCAAAACGCAAGUCUACCGGACAGCCGCUUGCUCCCGGUAAAUUGCCCAGUGAAGGUCAAGAGAGCGAGCCUGCGACGCCGAGAACUCCUCAGCAUGUUGUUGACGUGCCAAAGAACCCGUCAUCCACUGUUAAAGGAUCUCCGGCCAUAGGCCGUCUCCCGCCCCACAAUCGCAGCAGUCCGCCAGCAAAGACUAAGCCCAGCGACGCAACCCCUCUCUUAGCAGAACCCGAGUCUGCGACACACGAUAGGCCUGUCACUGAGAUCGAGAAAGCCACGGACGUUCCGCGAGUCGUUGAUGUUGAGCAAGCCUCGGAGCUUGGAAUUAUUGAGCAGGCUGCGACUGAUCCACAGGAACAGCAUGACACAGCUUGUGAGCCUGGCUCGGCAGUCGAUCAUGCUAUAUCAUCUGGCAGGACCAAUCUUCCGACCAACCAUGAAUGUGACGUGAUACGGGCUCUCGUGGAUAAUUUGGAUGAGCAACCAGCGACGCCGAAACGUACAGCGUGGCACACCGGUACAUCAGGUGGAGUUCAGCUCAGAACGAGCCCUCGUCAUUCGAAAACCAAGGCGGUCGAGGCCAAUGAGAGUUCCAAGAUGCUGCCGGCACUUAAGCCGUCACCGGCCCAGUCUUCCGCGCAAAAGGCGUCAGGCUCUCGUGGUUCCAACAAGAAACUUGGCAACAGCCAAAUGAUGUUGGGCCCACUUGAGUCUUCACCAGCCCAGUCUGCCGGGCACAAAAAGGCAGGUCUCCGGGGUCCUAAGAGGAAACUCAGUAAUAGUGAGGAGAUGCUAUGCAAUCUGUCUUCGCCGCCGCCCAAGGCUGCUCGCAAGGAUGAAAAGUAUGGUCCGCAACCACCAAAAGGUGACUCGCCAAGUCAGCAACUGCUCGCUGAAUUGCGUUCUCCCAGCGAGUCCACGCAAGGAGAGGGCUCGACGUCUAGGAGCGACGUCAAAAUGCAAGAUAGCAUCAUUAUCGAAGACCCGGAAUCCCCAAAGACGCCACCACGCACGUUGACGAAGACUCCUACACAAAAGAGUCAUUACUUCCGGUCCAGGUCGUCGCCUCAGUCGGUCAGAGAGAAGAGGAAUUUAUCUUUGCAAGAGCAAAAAGUAAGGAGUAGCGUGAUAACGAGCAUCGAGCAGGACUCUGAGACGGUAGAUCUCACAGUCAACUGA
This is a messenger RNA of Colletotrichum orchidophilum, 4242 nucleotides long. RefSeq names its product sentrin-specific protease. Gene Ontology annotation, molecular function: SUMO-specific endopeptidase activity. The transcript has 6 exons. Gene Ontology annotation, cellular component: cytoplasm; nucleus. The record is from RefSeq and is a predicted model, not a curated record. The coding region runs from base 1 to 4242 and encodes 1413 amino acids. Lineage: Eukaryota; Fungi; Ascomycota; Sordariomycetes; Glomerellales; Glomerellaceae. Gene Ontology annotation, biological process: protein desumoylation.